GGAGGAAGCCCACACAGUCACAGGGAGAACAUGCAAACUCCACACAGAAAGAUCCCAAGCCCGGGAUUGAACUCCGGACUACUCAGGACCUUCGUAUUGUGAGGCACAUGCACUAACCCCUGUUCCACCGUGCUGCCCAACGUGAAGGUGGAGCUCCAAAUUUCCUGACGGCUGCUGCUACACAACCUCCGCGGUGUGCUUUCACUUCCCGGUUACACGGUGACAGUCUGCAGCGGACACUCACGAAGGUCUCACUGUCACCGGAGAGUUAAAAAGGCUUUUUAGACGCCGCAGAACUUUUGGUUGACUGCCGGUGACUUGAGAACAGGACUGCCGAUGAUCCGAGUAACCAUUCCAUCCAUGGAGACGGAAGUGGACGAGUCAGGAAAGUCCAAAAAGCUCUUCCGAGUUGAAGUGCUGUUCAACGAGAGGAAACAUUUUGUGCUGAGAAGAAAGAGCGAAUUCCAGACUCUGCACAGAAAACUCAGGAAGAUCAUCCAGACUCCUGAUUUCCCGUGUAAAAGGGGUCCUAAUCUGAGGACCAAACCUCUGCAGCAGAGGAUGCAGGAGCUGGAGGAUUACAUUCAGGACAUCAUCUACGCAUAUGAAGACGUGCCGCAGGAGCUGUUGGACUUCCUCCAUGUCAAACAUUAUCACCCCGGCAACAAGAUGAGCAGCAUGGAAUCGCUUGAUGACCUGGACAGUCAGGAGUACGGUUUCCAGUUCCCGCAUCAGCGAGUGAUGGGGUUCUUCCAGGAUCCGUACGUGUCCGACCGCACAUCAGGUCUCCCUGAUGUGGUUGUGGGGGGAGUCCUGCAAGGAUUCUACCCGCGGGGCAACCGCGUCAGCUUCACAGCCCUCGCCGAGCCCGACCCCUCUGGGAAGGCUGGAAUUUAACCAAUGGGAAGGUCCACCAGUGGAACCGAAAGCCAUCACCAUCUACUGAAGGGAGUCGACAAAGGAACGUAGAUGCCGAAUUCUUCCAUAAAAAGUCUACAUUUUAGCAGAGUUCUGAAUUUUGUACAGUAACAGCGGCCAUUGUUUUAUCAUUCUUCUUGUUGAAAGUCUCUAAUGCAGUCAAAUAGGCCUUAAAUGGAAAUACAAAAAUGAGUAUGAAAUGUUUUGUAUAAUGCUCAUUUUACUUGAAUUUUAAUUUGUUUUACACGCCAAAGCAGCUGAUGCUGAUUUCUAAAUAAAUUAGUGUCACUCGUUCA
Entelurus aequoreus (snake pipefish) is the source of this 1214-nucleotide messenger RNA. RefSeq names its product sorting nexin 22 (gene snx22). Gene Ontology annotation, molecular function: phosphatidylinositol phosphate binding. NCBI's taxonomy places the organism in Eukaryota, Metazoa, Chordata, Actinopteri, Syngnathiformes, Syngnathidae. Bases 337 to 897 code for a protein of 186 amino acids. The record is from RefSeq and is a predicted model, not a curated record. The transcript has 8 exons.